CAGCGCCAAUGUAGAGUCCUUUUGAGUCUUUGUUAUUAGUGCAAAAUAUGAAUUAUAGGUUACAUUUGAUAUUAUAUUAAAUGUGCACACCUUCGUCGACAAGAGCUUUGGAUAAGUCCGACGUGCGUGUUUAUACAGCGCGUGCUAAUGGUGGAGUUCACCGGAAGUGCUUAUUCGCGCACGAAAAGUAAUCAUUAUUCAUUUUUUUUCUUUCUACACUUCACGGUCAGUCAACACAAUGCCAGGCUUUGAGUUGGAGCAGGUGGACGGUGGCAGUCCUAUAAACAUUCCCGAUGGAGACACUGUUUUGGGGAGAGGACCAUUUCUGGGGGUGAAUGAUAAGAGGGUGUCCAGGAACCACUGCAUCCUGGAGAACAAAAACGGCCAACUGCGUCUGAAGCCCACACACCUGAACCCGUGCUUUAUUCAGACGAACAUUGUGGCCAGCCCUCAGCCGCUGGAGAAGGACCAGUGGCACUGGCUAAAGGAAGGGGACAUCUUCUCUCUCAUGCCCUGGAAAUACGUUUACAGAGUACGCCUGAAAGAAGAGGAUCAAACCCUCAGAAACAGUCAGGCGUUUGAUGAGGCGAUGGAGGUGAAGAAGUGUUCGACUGGACCGGCAGAGCUCUCUGUAGACGCCGCCACCACGAGCCCGAGCUGCACACUCUCAGGAGAUAAAAGCGCUUCGUCACACACUCUUUGCUCUUUACCCGAGGUGCACACAAAGACCCAACACGACGAGUCUGAUCGGCCACAGAAGAAGCGUAUCUUGCCAGCCUGGAUGAUGACGUCAGCAUCCACAAGCCCAUCGACUUCCAAAGCAGUGAGAGGGACUCCUACCAAAGCCAAACGAGUAGCUGCACCGAAGCCGGGAACCGGACCCAGCCGAGCUCGAGCCGCACAGCUGUCAUCCGAGGAAGAGGAGCCGGAGGAAGAGAAGCCCAAAAGAAAAACAAAGAGACUGAAGAGUGACUCUGAAGAUGAGUCGGUUCCUCUGGUAUCUCUGGAUGAUGUCGCAGCUCCCAGGACCAGUAGAGUCAGGACAGUCCCAGACGGAGAGAACAGCACCGGUUUGAUGGAGCGUGAUGAUGGAGAGAUGAAAGGAGAUGAGGUCGGACGAGGAGCUCAAGCUGAAGAUGAUUCUCAGGCCAGCCAGGGACCCUCGCAGAGGUCAAAGAUCACAGAGGCUGAGAGCAAAACAAGUGUUAGUAAGGUGAAGAAACAGCGGCGGACGCGGUGUGCUUACGGCAGCUCCUGCUACAGGAAAAAUCAACUCCACUUUCAGGAGUGCAGUCACCCCGGAGACAGUGACUAUGAGGAGGAGGAAGAAGAGGACGCUGAUGAUGACAGGCCGGAGUGUCCGUACGGUACCCACUGCUACAGGAAGAACCCACUUCACAAGAAAGAGUACAAACACACUAAAUCACCACCUAAGACCGUUGCUGCUGCUGAUGAUGAUGAUGAAGAUCGCUACGAAAACAGUUUUAUUAAUGACGAGAGUGAGGAGGAAGAGGUGGAUGAAGACUCGGACUAUGUGCCCGAAUCGGACGACAGUGGAAAAGGGGAGGACUUUAAACGGCUGCAGAAAGAGGCAAAAGCCUUCCUCAGGAGGAAGAAGUGACUCGUUUGGGGUAGAUUACAUGAAAACCGCUUCUUCACACUAAUCUCACAAAGACUGAGGAACAUCUGACACUAGGUUUGACAGAAUCCCCGUCCAUGGAGGCAUUUUAUUUAGUUUACACGUUCACAUUUUAAAGAAUGGAUCACCAGGAAAAGAAUGUUUUCCUUUUUUUUUUGAGACUUUCAUAGUAAAUGAUGACGCAUUUCUUUAAUUCAAUUAUUAUUAUUUCUUUAAUUCUAACUGGAUCUUACCUUCUUUUUUGUUUUGUUUUUUUACGUUUCUCUUAUCCCGUCCUGUGAGUGUUUUUUGCUGCUCGGUUUGACAGAAUCCCUGUCCAUUUAGGCAUUUUAUUCAGUUUUAUUAUAUUACAUUUAUCACCCUUUUGCUUUCACAUUUUAAGAAAUAAUUUUAAAUUAAGUAUGGGCUGUUGCUUAUUAAAUUAUGAGCUUGGCAUUACGUGAUCACCAUCUCUUUUUCUUGUAAAUUACACUAUUUUUGGGUGAACGAUCCCUUUAACUCUCACUGAAUCUUAUUUUCUUUGCAAUUUGAUGUUUGUUUGUUUUAAUAGCCAGCUAUUUUUUUUUUCGUAUCCCGGCCUGUUUUAUCCUUUUUGAGUGUUUGUAUAGAUGCUGCUACUUUGUAAGUCUCUUUUUUCGUUCGUUGUAUGAAUUCAGUUAAUUAUAGUUGUAUAUACUUUUA
This is a messenger RNA of Pimephales promelas (fathead minnow), 2320 nucleotides long. It is a transcript of the gene aplf, whose product is annotated as aprataxin and PNKP like factor. The record is from RefSeq and is a predicted model, not a curated record. Gene Ontology annotation, biological process: double-strand break repair. Gene Ontology annotation, cellular component: site of double-strand break; nucleus. Lineage: Eukaryota; Metazoa; Chordata; Actinopteri; Cypriniformes; Leuciscidae. Gene Ontology annotation, molecular function: DNA-(apurinic or apyrimidinic site) endonuclease activity; protein binding; 3'-5' exonuclease activity.